This is a messenger RNA of Ambispora leptoticha, 693 nucleotides long. The record is from the annotation of a GenBank genome assembly. NCBI's taxonomy places the organism in Eukaryota, Fungi, Glomeromycota, Glomeromycetes, Archaeosporales, Ambisporaceae.
AUGACCGAUUCCGUUAAAGAUAUUUCAACGGAACAGCAGCUUGCUGAGCCUCCAAAAAAACGUCGAGUCUUAAAGACACACCAUCUUAAAUUUCAAGAUCCUGAUGAUGAAGUAAUCACCACGGAGAGUCUUAAAGAUAUUCUGGACAUUUCCAAAUUAUCUCAACAAUCGGACGAUCCUACUGAAAACUUGAGACAUGAUGAGACAUCACAGAUCGAAUCAAACAACAAGGGCAAACAAUCACAAGAAGGACCGCCACCUUCUGAGCAUGAACCUACUUCAACGCUUAACAUCAAAAACUUUGUUCGUCCGUUAACAUUAACCGCUGUACGCACACUUUUGGAACAAUUUGGUACAAUAGAGUAUUUCUGGAUGAAUAAGAUUAAAUCUCGUUGUUAUGUGAAGUAUGAAACAGUUGAUUCUGCAGUUAAAGCUCGAAACGAAAUGUGGAAUGUCAAAUGGCCACCAGAGACUGGAAGACCAUUAAUUCUUGACUUUAUAGAAUACGAACAGGCUCUCGAAUCUAUUCGGAGUGAAGAAUCCAGUGAGAGUACAGAUCGAUCUCAGGCUAUAAAAUCAAAUUCUAAUGGAAAUCCAAUCCUCUCAGCAGAGCGUCUCACAUCUAUCAUUGGACAAAUUAUUCAGCAAGACGACUACCACCCCCGUUCUAUACUUCAAACUGGUGCCGCGUGA